AUGAAGAGAUCAAUGAAAUCCGGUCAUCAAAAGCGAACCAAAAGCAAGAGAAAGGCGCUACAACAGUCAGCAAAUGCUCCAGGGCAACGAUCUUUGUUUGAAAUGUUCAGAUCAACAACAACAAAUAGCAGUACUACAACUAAUACCGAAAGGGAAUGCAUCAGUACAGCUGAGGAAAGAUCAAAUGAAAUCAUUGAUUUUUCAGGUGAGAAAUCACAACAUGUUGAACUUCCUGAUCCUGUACCUGUUAUGGUCGUUGUUGAAAGCGAUACUGAAGCAAAGGAAACUACGAACACUUGUGGAAAUAUUGCAACUGUAUCAACGUCAAAGUCUGAUUCUAAAAAUUCCAACGACUGGUAUAGGGGGAUGAAGCUAGAUGUCGAUUGGUUGUUAGAUGCUGCGAAGUGCCUAGUGUUGAAGAAAGAAAUAAAAGAUAAAAGAAAGAGACCAACUGUUACAUGCUUAUUAUGUAACAAGUACGAAUUUCAGGUACGAAAGAUGACCUUAAAAAUUCAGUUACCAAUAGCAAACGGUGUACGUGUUGAUGGAAAGGACAGACUUAAACAUGUUGUUGAUCACUUACUUUCUCCAGCACAUGAGGAAGCCGAACGAUUGAAUGAUUGCGACAAAACUUGGUGUGAUAAGUCCGAUAAGCAUCCUUGGGUAAGAGUUUUUAAAAAGUGGAAUGACGAGAAAUUACAGGGCCUGGUUCGUAUUGCAAUCGAUGCCUACAAUGACUCGCAGGUUGAAACCUUAAGUGCUCGAAGCUGGCCCUCAAGAUCCCUUGCAGUAGAGCACAGUAAUCAUGUGUUGCACCACUUUGAGUCACAGGGAGGGGAUGCUGACUUUGUACCUUUUGAUCCACCAGCAUCCUGUUAUCACUAUAGAGAUCCAAUGCUUUAUGCUGAAAUAAGAAACAUCAUUGCAAAACAAGAAAUGAAAAAAGUUGCACAAUUGUUAAAAGACUGCUUGUGUUACUCGGUGCAAAUUGAUGGAAGUGCUGACAAGCAGCAAGUUGAUUCCAAGUUUAUAACUGCUCGGUAUGUGCCAUGUGAUGAAGUCAGUGUUAAAACAGUGUUUCUUGGUAUUGCAAGUAGUGAUUUAGGAGGAGCUGAGGGGCUGUUAGAUUCUUUCACAACAUGUAUUGAAAACAUUUGCAUAAACACUGAUAAAUUGGUUGGUGUUACCACUGAUGGAGAAAAUGCAAAUACUGGAAAAAAUGCUGGUUUAUGGAAGCUUCUGCAAGACUAUAUCGGAAGAGAUAUUCUGACAAUAUGGUGUGUCUGCCAUCGAUCUGAUUUGGCACUUGAAUCGGUUCAGGCUGAGGUUCCUGAGCUCACGAUAUGGAUGUCCAAUGUUCUUGCUGUUGCAACAUUCUUUCGAACAUCUCCUCGCAGGACAAAACUACUUCAUAAGGUUUGCUUUAUGUUAUUUUUUUGUGCAUUUAAUUAAUAUACACUAUUUUCCAAAUCUUCUUUUUACUGCAUGGUUGAUUUUGUACGUUGAUUAUUGAUACUGUUUUCUAUCAUAGUAUUUAAAUCUGCUCUUUGUUCCAUUCAAUUUUCUGAAUAGGUUGAAGAAAAGUGCCUUUCCUUUCCCAAACAUUUUGAUGUCAGAUUUGCUGAGCACACAAGAAAUCUACUGAAUGCUGUACUGCAUAACUUGGAUGCUGCAAGAAGAGUUUGGCAGGAUAUGGUAGAUGGCACAAUAGAGAGCAAUAGUAAGGAAAAGCAAAUGGCUAAAGGCUUCAUUGAAAAGUGGUAUAAGGGAUCAAGACAGGUAGAGUACUCAGUACGGUCAGAGUGUCAGCACACUCAACUGGGCAGCAAUUUAUGAAGGAGUGACUAGGCAUAAAAAUACUUUCAGAUUUCAGAAUGCUUGUGGGAUACGGCAAUGGUUGUUACAUGCAUAAUUAAUUUCAAUUAGAAAAUAAACUUUUGAACGCCUUUAGAGUACGAUUGCAAAGACUUGCUUGUUAAAGUGCUUUGUUUUUUCUUUGUACUCUUUAGGUAUGGCUCACAGCUGUCAUGUUUGAUCUCUGCACAAUCUUUAAGACAUUACAGAAGUUGUUUCAGAAAUCAAACUUGAUUCUUCCAGAUGUGUUAACAGCAAAAGAUUCUGCUAUGCAGAACUUGAAGAUUAUGAAUGACAUACCAGUUCCAGGUGGGAAAGAGGAGCAGAAUUUGGAGUUGCACGAUAAUGAGCAAGGUAGACCUGUGAGACGAACCAGUACAGCACAUCAGUUUGUGACAAGCCAAAACAGGAAUAGCAAUGCUAUAAGGAAUGAAAUUGUGCAGUCCGCCAUCAAUUUUCUUGGGCAACGUAUGAACACAGAAAAUGAUGGCACAGUUGAGAGUUUGAUGAGUAUUCUAGAAGCAUCUUCAUCUAAGGACUUAAUUUUGGCCAGUAGAAAUCUUGUUUCUUCGAUUCUUGGACCAAGCUGCCUGUCAGAUUUUGUCAGUGAUGUUUGCAAGUCAUGGAACAACCUGGCCAAAAUUGAGCAUGUUGAGGUGGAAGACACUGGAACUAUGUAUGCUCUUCGCCUUAGGAAGAUGAUACAGGCAAGUACUGGUUUACUUAAGAAAUUCCUAGCAUCUUUUCUUACCCUUGUCCCUCACAGCAUGGCAACUGAACGAGUUGUUUCUCAUUAUAACAAUGUGAAGACAUCGGGCAGGUCUUCGCUUAAUCCUGAGACAAUAAAUGGUAUAUUGCAUAUUUCUCUGAAUGGAAAGGGUGCAUCCUUUUUUGACCCAAGACCAGUGGUAUCAGAGUUCUUAACUUCGAAAGAAAGAAGAAACCGAGAGCCGUGUGAAGAACUGUACAAACAAAGGGAAUUUGUGAAACAUUUCUUCAAGCAAGAAUCCGGAUGUCUGUGA
Messenger RNA from Paramuricea clavata, 2876 nucleotides. The record is from the annotation of a GenBank genome assembly. Lineage: Eukaryota; Metazoa; Cnidaria; Anthozoa; Malacalcyonacea; Plexauridae.